UUGAUGUCCAUCACUGUGUUAUGCGUCUCUGCCUGGAUGAGAGAUUACUUGAAUAAUGUUCUCACUUUAACUGCAGAAACAAGAGUGGAGGAGGCAGUUGUGUCCACUUAUUUUCCAGUUGUCCAUCCAGUCAUGAUUGCAGUUUGCUGUUUCCUCAUCAUUAUUGGAAUGCUGGGUUACUGUGGAACAGUGAAAAGAAACCUUCUCUUGCUUGUAUGGUAUUUUGGAAGUUUGCUCGUGAUAUUCUGCAUUGAACUGGCCUGUGGUGUUUGGACCUAUGAACAGGAAAUUACAGUCCCUGUACAGUGGUCAGAUAUGGUAACUUUAAAAGCCAGAAUGAUCAAUUAUGGCUUACCGCGUUAUCAUUGGCUGACCCACGCUUGGAAUUUCUUCCAGAGGGAGUUUAAAUGCUGUGGAGUGGUGUAUUUCACGGAUUGGCUGGAAAUGACAGAGAUGGAUUGGCCUCCUGAUUCCUGCUGUGUGAGGGAAUUCCCAGGAUGUUCUAAACAGGCACACCAUGAAGAUCUUAGUGACCUUUACCAGGAGGGUUGUGACAAAAAGAUGUACACAUUCCUGAGAGGAACUAAGCAGUUGCAGGUGCUUCGAUUUCUAGGAAUCUCCAUAGGGGUUACCCAAAUUUUGGCUAUGAUCCUUACAAUUACUUUGGUGUGGGCUCUGUAUUAUGACCGCCAGGAUCCACGCUCAGACCAAAUGCUGUCUUUGAGGAAGGAUGCCAGUCAACACCUGUCAUGUCAUUCCGUGGAGUUAUUAAAACCCAGCCUGACAAGGAUCCUUGAGCAUACCACAAUGGCAAACAGCUUUAACACACACUUUGAAAUGGAGGAACUAUAGUGCAAUCUGCUAGUCCGUGAUUUUUACAAUUUGAAUAUAGCCAUCAUUUUGGACCCUAGACUAUUUUAAGUUAUUGUGGCAAAGAGGGCACGGAGCGAAGAUUCUCUUAAGGACAAUUGUUUUUCUUUUCUCAUAAAACCUGUUAGAGUUGUAAUGCUAAAAACAAUUGGUUUACAGAAUAAGGACAAUUCUUCAUUUUUCACGAGAUUGUAUGCACCAUGUGGAAAGUAGAUCACUAGUCUCAUAAUAUUGAGUGGAAAAAAAACAGGCAGGAAUAAUUUUAGGGAUCUCACCUAUUUAAAGUUUUCACUUCAACAAUUCUGUUAGAAUGAGGAUGGAAGUGUUCAGUACUGAAAGCUCCACAGAUGAUAGACUGCCGUAGACAAUCAGUGUUCAACAGUUACAUCUAAUUUAAGUGAUUUUUUCCAUUUCAUUUUCAAGGAACGGAAACUGGCAAGCCACAAUUAUUGAACAUGUUGCAUUCAGAUCUGCUGCCUUGCAGUUGUUAAUCACAGCUGAGAAAACUCUGAACUUGGACCUUUCAGAAUCUUAAAAAAAAACCUCUGAAAAUACGAAAAUCUUAUCAGUUUAAUCCACACAUGGAAAAACAAUUCACAGUAGCACUGUGGUCAUGGAUGUACUGAUGGGAAUGCCCUUUGAUACAGCAAUACAAUACAAUAGCAGAGUUGGAAGGGACCUUGGAGAUCUUCUAGUCCAACCCCCUGCAGAUGGAUGAUUUGCCUUUGGAAUGUAGCUAUCAAUGAAAUCCAGGCAUGAAAUCCAGUUGCUUAGCAGUAUAUCACUUCCCAACACCUGUGUAUAAACCUUGGAUUGUCCCUCUUGUUUGUGCAUUACAACACCAACAUCAAUGGUUUUUUUUAUAUCUUAGUCUCAUAUCAUGCAAGCAAAUAGUUGAUUUGAGCCACAAUAAAGGCCCCAAGAACAGCUUAAGGAGAAUCCAUGGCAACUGUUAUUACUAAAUAAUGGUGGUAAUUGCCACUAAAAGAUCAGGGAUAGAUAUGUAUAUAAUAAAGUGUGUGUAUGUGAAAUAGAAUUGCUAUUGAUAUGGAAAUUUGGAUUUUUGUAAAGAUGAUAAUCUUAUUUUAGCAUCAUUUUGUUUAGUUUAAGGAAAUAGGUAAAUCCUUUAAUUUUUAAUGACUUAUUAAUUUUCAAAUUAAAUUAUGUGACUGAAGAAAAAAUAUGUAUUAAUACUUCCGUGU
This is a messenger RNA of Thamnophis sirtalis, 2072 nucleotides long. The record is from RefSeq and is a predicted model, not a curated record. Lineage: Eukaryota; Metazoa; Chordata; Lepidosauria; Squamata; Natricidae.